Molecule: messenger RNA, 490 nt
Organism: Anguilla rostrata (American eel)
Lineage: Eukaryota; Metazoa; Chordata; Actinopteri; Anguilliformes; Anguillidae
Product: histone H3
Exons: 1
Coding region: 22-432 (136 amino acids)
Cellular component (GO): nucleosome
Molecular function (GO): DNA binding; protein heterodimerization activity; structural constituent of chromatin
Source: RefSeq, a predicted model, not a curated record
GCAGUUAUCAACUGAGACACGAUGGCUAGAACCAAGCAGACCGCUCGUAAAUCUACCGGUGGUAAAGCUCCGAGGAAACAGCUCGCCACUAAGGCGGCGCGUAAGAGCGCGCCUGCUACAGGCGGCGUGAAGAAGCCUCAUCGUUACAGGCCUGGUACUGUAGCUCUGCGAGAAAUCCGCCGCUAUCAGAAAUCUACUGAACUGUUGAUUCGUAAGCUGCCCUUCCAGCGCCUUGUGAGGGAGAUCGCUCAGGAUUUCAAGACCGAUCUUCGCUUCCAAAGUUCUGCUGUAAUGGCUCUGCAGGAAGCGAGCGAGGCGUAUCUGGUUGGUCUGUUUGAGGACACCAAUCUGUGCGCAAUUCACGCCAAGAGAGUGACCAUCAUGCCCAAGGAUAUCCAGCUGGCCCGCCGCAUCCGUGGAGAGCGCGCUUAAAAUGGCUUGACCUAACACAAUUGGAACACCAAAGGCUCUUUUCAGAGCCACCUAAGAA